Molecule: messenger RNA, 36172 nt
Organism: Cinara cedri
Lineage: Eukaryota; Metazoa; Arthropoda; Insecta; Hemiptera; Aphididae
Source: the annotation of a GenBank genome assembly
UGAGUAUAUUAGAAUAUUAAAAUUUUCGUUAUAAAAUCCGCGAUAUUGUUAACGAUGGUCGUCCCUUUAGUGCGCCCCGCGGGUCGCGACGUCCGUGUCCGCACACGAGACCGCCGCCGCGCCGAGGCUGUGCGACGUCUAUAAUCCCCGUACGAGUGAGUACAUAAUAUAAUAACAUCGCGGGAUUUCGGGAUGCGUUUUCCCGCGCAAAGCUCGUGUUUGUGCGGUGUAUAUUUAAAUCGAAAACCGAGAGACAUUUUAUUUCGCAUUUUUCAUUUUAAACGUCUUUUCCCCGCUCCGUUUUUGAGAGGGGGGGGCAUUAAUUUGAAUGUUCACCGCGGUUUUUAAGUUUUACGGGACGACAUUGAAUUCGCACGUUUCGACUGCAAAUCGCAACAAUGAUCUCGCUGCAGUGUAAUAAUGCCUACACUAUUCCGGAAUUCGUUAAAAUUAUUCUAGUCGAAAAGGUUUACUUUUCGAUUUAUGAUGUGCGAAGUACUAGCAUUAUAUUUAGAUAUGUUUAAAAGGGGAUGUUUUUUUUUUUUUGUUCGUGUAUUUUAUACUUUUAAAUCUUUAACCGUUUAUCUGUAGGUAUAUCGAUUUGCUCGGUAUUAUUUUUUUUCCGAUUUGUUCGGAAGAAUUUUAUAUUGCAUUACUAGGUCAAAAUAUCGUGCUGUUUCUUUUUUUCUUUUUAUGAAAUAAAAUAAUACAUUAAACACAAAGUUUACAUCAGGUUUAUUUAUUCGCCAUUUUAAACUUUCGAAUAAGCUCUUGAUGUUUUUUGCAUUAUAUAUAAAAAAAAUAAUAAUAAUAAUAUUUAACAUUUCAAUAUUAGUAUAACGUACUAUUAUAUAUGUACUGUAUUACCCAUUGCAGUUUAACCAUUUAAUUGCGUCGAAUUGAUUUGCAUUUCAGUAUAACCGACCAAGCAGGAAAAAACGACUUGUACGACCUACCCACUUAAAAUUAUUAUUACUUUGUCGUUGUUUUUUUAUGAUUGAAAAUUUGCACAACAUCCGCAUGACGUACCUAUAUAGAUAUUUAUCUGUAUUUAAAUUUCUAAAUAUAUAUUUAAGCGUUUUAAAAAUAAAAUAAACUUUGUUAGUCUACAUAUAAAUUAUGUAUCUACGUAAAUGCAGUCGACGAUUUUUAAUACCAUGGUAUUAUGGUAAGUCAUAUCGAAAUUAUAGCUGACUCCAGGAAGAAUUGUAUUGAAACAAAUACUCGGAGUAUUCUAACCAUGGGCGUAAAAUGCGGGGGAAUAUAGUCCUCUAGAAUCUAUUCUAGCCUCCUCACAAUUUCUUAAAGCUUCCCUGAAAAUGAGCAUACUGUAUAUAGUUUUCUCGUUAGCCUUAUUUUUUGCAAAAACGUACGGAAAUUUAACCCCCUAAACCCCUUCCCCACAUCCUACGCCUAUAAUUCUAACAUAUGGUUGUGAUUAUGAACAAAUACGAAUAAAAUAGACCGGAGGCCACGACACUGUAGUUAAAGAUAAUAGUUACAAGCUAGAUACAAAGGAGAACUAUAGCAAUAAUGAAAGUGUUUUAUAACAAGUAAACGAAAAGCGAAAUCGUUCAAAGCGCAUCAUUGAGAGGAAGACAAAAUAAUCGGAUUAAAUCAUCCCUAACACAAACAGUGGAGGAUUUGGACGGUAAACGGAGUUACCAUUUUACCACAAUUUACCAAUUGAUGAAUUAGCGUACGCCCCCUGUAAAUAUAGUACAAAUACUGAGCGUACAACUUUUUUAUUAUAUAAAAUGUAUCAAUUAUCUGUAAGUUUUAAGUUAGUACUGUGUAACAAUCGGGUUAAAUAGGAUUGGUUAUUACCUGCGAGUAUUGGUUAACAUUUGUUAUGUUUGUUCAUGUUGUUGCUAAUAUAAAAGUUAUUAUUAUUAUUUUUUUGUUAUACAUAUGUAAAAAGGUUUAAAAAAGAAUAUAUUUUUUAAAAGUAUAAUAUUGUUUGAAUACAUUUUGUCAUUUUUUUAUAUUCGACAAUGGAUUUCGUAUUAAAUUAUGUAAGUUUUUUCGUCGGACGUUGGUGUGGGUUUAUCAUCUUAUAAGUUUCAAUUUGAUAGUAAAAAAAAAAAAUUAAUUAAAAGAAUUAUUAACUUAAAUCCGACCUGUGAAAUAGUUUUUAAUACAUAAAUAAAAAUGUAAAAAAACUGGGUAACAAAAAUAUUGUUUUUUUAAAGUUUGCCAAUUUAUGACUGUCGUACUAUGCAAGAGUCUUGUGAAAAAGUUUUUCACGAACGGAGCGACCGGCUUUUCGAAUGACUGAAUCUGAUUGUAGUUUUGUGCUUAUAAAAUUACAAUAUCCGUUGCUUAAAUAUUCAUAAACGAGCGUAUAGUUUUUUUCUUUCGAAAACAACACAACAUAUUUCUAGGAAACUAUCUGUGAUAGGAUGGUUAUGGGGAGAAGAAGCGAAAGGAGACCGAGACCGUUUCUUUAAAGACAGCGAGACAAGAGAUUGAAGUGAUCACUUCAAUCUCGCUUCGUACACAGACCUGAAGAGAGCAGCGAAUUGCGGAACGGAUUCGGCUUGGCCUUUUGAAGCUGAUGUUUAGGGAAGUUAGGAUAUGGGUUGCUGCGAUACAUAUACCACGGAUUACUAAGAAAAACCGAGGACCUCAAAGAACGGAGAUCUGCCGUUAACCAGUCCAUGCGGGCUGUUAUAACGCAAAAAAGUGAUACAAUUUGUACGUAACAUAUUCGCAAAAUUGGAUUUAUGAUAAAAUAAUAGCGUGGGUAUAUUGUUUGACGGAAAAAAACGCGGUGAUUCAUAUUUCGUAUAAUUCGUAACCGUAUAAUAGAUUUUUUCGAAAUCAAGCGAUAAAUACCUACAUACCUACUCAUAAAUACCUAUUCGCGUAUUAUAAUUAAUAUAAGAACAACGCGAAUUAAUUUAUUUUAUACUGUCUACCUUGUGUAUAUUAUAUUUUAAUUUGUGCACAUCACUUAUUUCAACAAUGUCGUUAUGCAUAAUAUUUAAAUUAUAAGUAUCCGGAUGCCUGUAUCUAUCAAUAAUUAGCUAUUAAAUUAUAUUUUAACGAACGUCUCGGUGAAAUUACGGUCAUACAAUUAAAAACGCAUAAUAUUGUAAAUCGAAUAACGCACUCUCUCUCUUUCUCUCUCUCUCUCUCUCUCUCUGUCUAUCAUUUCGCAGCGUUUCCGCCGAUAAUUUUAAAUUGUAGUCAGGCGUAUACGCAAAACAAUUUCGAUUAAAUAAACGACUAAUAAAUGUAUUACAGCGCAUAAUUGGCACGGGCGUCCGCAGGAAAUCGAUCAGGGAUGGGCAUAAUAAAACCAAACGCCAAAAAAUUACUUAAAACAAAAUUAUAAUAAUUGCCUAAUUAUAAAAAUUAUAUUUGAAAUUUCGGAGUUCAGAGGGAGGCAGAUGCCUCUUCUUGCCCCCUUCCCCUCCGCCCGGGUGUCCGCGGUGCAUAUUAAUUAUAAUAAAAUCUGAAAUAUUAUCACCGUUAAUUUUAAAACCAGAAGAAAUCGCAUUCAUUUAACUCAAAUAAUGAUAAAAUACAAUUAUUUCAAAUUACAAUUUUUAUGUAAUUAUGAGCCGAUUACCGCUCUCUUUAAGCAAGGUGGCGGCGAGAGAGGGGAAACAUGUAUCUAUGUCGAAUCGAAAACACAUUACAAAUAGGAGAUACGACGAACUGUUCGAAAAUUAUUCCGUGCCGAUUUCGCGUGGUCACCAACACGGUGUUCUGUGGCGGGACAGAGCGGCCUUGUUAACGAAAACGAAAAAUUUAAUUAAAUUUUUUUUUCGCUUUUCGAUUAGUGCGGGUCUCACAACAACCGUGAAUUGGUAAUGGUCGAAAGGGUCAACACCCGAACUAACCUGACAUUUUUACGUUUUUAAUGUUGUAACAUCUCCGAUUAAAAUGCAUACCCAACGGUCGUUCGUAGUUAUCACUCGGCCGGGUCUGCCGCGGCGACCAGAUCGAUUGGCGUGUGGCGAAUUUCGGGAAUUUUUGGUCGAACACCCGUGUCGAAACGUAAACGGGAAAAAAAUAUUUACGCGUUACAAUAACGCGCGUACGUGAUGUCUGGCGUAAAUGCCACGGUCCCUGCACUCGGACCCGUGAUAUUAUUUACACGGGCCUAUAAUGCACGCUGAUACAGCAGCCGUUUAUUGAACGCGUAAAGAUGCGAGACAAUACGCAUUACGGUGCACGGGGACGUCGAAACGAGUCGCGUUUCGGCGUGUCCCGGACGGGGAAACGAUUCAAUCGAAAAAAGGCGUACAUUUUUUUUUCGUUUUUUUCCUCUCUCCCGCCGACCGCCGGCAGUUGUCGGCGAGAGCCCACUCCGACAUUACAAUGUCCUACUCAGUUAUGCGCCUACCGCGUGUCGUAGACGCGUACGCAACGUUAUUGUACUGGCAGUGCCGCGGGAUCUGUCGAUUUCGUGUCGCGUUACGACGGCCGGCCGUGACGUUGCGCCCGACGAGGUUGCGGCCAUGCGAUACGGAAACUUGACCGUCUCGGCCGUUGUGGAUUUGUUUACGUGCGCGAACUUGCGCGACCACAAUCGCGUCGCCCGUAUUAUUGUUUACACGGCGAGCGCGCUCUGGUAAUCGCGGGUUAAGUCGUUUUUAACGACACUGUUGUUGUCGUCAUCAAAACCGCGCGUCGGCGUGCGCGAACGGUAACGCGGGGAAACGAACGUAAAGACGUUUCGCGCGGUCGGUCGUUUGAAAACCCGUAGGCGAUGUCCAAUAGCGACGCCGUUUUUUGUUUUGUUUUUUUUUUUUCGAGGGGAGAGGAGGGGGUAGAAAGCGCGGGACGCGCCCUUGCGUUUUUCUCGUCCGCGUCUAUUAAUGAUCUAGGUGUUAAUCGAUACUCUGGCCCGUGUUUUAAUUUUUUUUUUUUUUCCGUUUAUCGAAAUAUUGCGCACAGCGACAUUACGUUUUGACAAUUUUUUUUUUCCGGCAUGGGGAAUUGGCCUCGAUCACGUUCGCGCCCUCUUAUAGGGGCUGUAUGACAUGAGCGCCAGAGGUGCCAAAAUGACGUAUCAUUUGCGCCAAAAUUAAUAUUUUGUACAUUUUACAUGUGUAAUAAGGAAUUUAAAAAUAUUUAAAAUUGUCAACAAUCGAAUGUUAGAUUAAACGUUUGGAGUUCUUGAACGAUAUAGUUCUAAAUUGAAUAUCACACAGACACGGUUAAUAAAUACAUCAAUUACCUACAUAACAUGUAUUAUAUAUCUAUUAAACAUGGCACACGGGUAUGCCUAGGAUUUCGGCGCUUUCAUACGAUACGAUAUUUUUUUUUCUCAUCUCAUUUUGGCGCUUAUGUCUUCCACCGCUCAUAAGAAACGGACAUGAUUAUUAACGUGUGCUAUUGAUGUGGGUCAAUUCGUACUUACUAUAGGUGUCGGUACUGUAUAAAGAAAGAAAACAAAACAAAACGCAAUAUCGUGAUUUUUUUUUUUUUUGUUAUCUAUGAACGUACCGGAUCGAGGUUUCUGGUGUUAUCAUUUCGUUUUUGGCGGUUCGACCGUUUUCUUUUAUCAUUGAUCGUUACAAAAUACAUGUGCCAGGAUCUCUUAUGCGGGCUUGCACUGUUGCGUACUUAUUCACCAAGAAAUAAUUAUACCAGUGGACGGAUACCGUUGAAAGGUACUCUUUGUGUUAUACAUGUAUAACACGCGUAAUAAUAUUAUAAUAUCCAAUUAAAUAAAUGGCAAUUUCUUAUUUUGUGCAUUAAAAUGUUGUAUUUUACAAAUACCAAAAAGAGUCCGAUUUCCGCGUCUGUUAAUAAAAUUGUUGUAGCUGCGACGUUACACGGUAAAGGAAUUUUCCAUUUUAAAGAACCGGUGAAAAUAAAUGUCCUCCUUCCCCUCCCCCACCCCCUCACACCGAUGAGAAAAGCCUAGGUACGCCAUUGAGCCCGAUAUUAGCAUAAUAACUCAUUUCUCAAUAGUCUCAACGCAGUCUGGGUGUAAGCUCAGUAUAUCGCCUGACCACGGCGUUGUAUGAACGAAGUGUUUUUAAUUGGACCAUAUUGUAAACCGCGUUUUUAUUCCGUAAUAAAAAGUUUAUGUUCGGUUUUUGUUUUUAUGCUAAAUGCAAUGCACACAUUAAUGUAACGCAAACUAUCCCACGAAAUACGUCUAAUUCAACGCCGUUGUUGAACCUUCGCGGAAUCCGUUCUCAGGCUAUACACUUCAAAACAGAUUGAUUACCGCCGUCGCGCGUACACUAAAUAGACCAACAGACAGCGCGUUUGAACUACGGCGCGAGUUAUACGCUUACGACCUACCCACCGCGGCGUUUUCCGGCGAAUGAUCAUUUUUUAUAAACGGUUUCGGAGUUAUUCGAUUCGAUCGUCGGGAACGGACGGGCCGCAGUUCCGACGAAUAAAAUCGAAACCCCGUCCAAUAAAUAAAUCGGAUCGUUUACUCGGAGACAUUGAUGUCGCGGUGUCGCAAUUGUAAUGGAUUUCGUUCGAAUCGGUUCCUGUACACAUUACGCAAUAAUCUAACCGGAAACCGUUAUUGUUUAAACGUGAACCGCCUAUGUAUUUGACGGGAGCGCGGAAAAUCGAACACUGACAAUGGCAACAUUUGGAUUUUAGGCUUUUUCCAAAUUUUGAAUUUUGAUUUCCCGAGUCAUGCUAUAUGGCCGUCCAAUUUUAUUGAUUAGUUUCAAGUCGGAAUUACAACCGUAAGAUAUGCCAUUCAUUUUUAAAUUGUUGAUCUCAGACGUAUUCGGUACACAACAUAACCAAACCUUAUCUAACCUAUCGAAAUUGUAUUGUUAUUUCAAUGUUUCAAAAUUAAUACAUUGGCGUGAUAUCUCUUUAUUUUUAUAGCUCGUCGGUUUUUCAAGAGUCUUAGCUGUCGACGCAACUUCCUUCCUUUUUGUUUCUAUCUCCGAUACAUUAUUCUCAAUCAAUAUUUCCUAUUUUCUCCGUGGGUUUUUUUUUCACUCCGUCCGACCAACGUUUUCCGGGAUCCCCUCUCUUGGCCUUUUAACUAUUGAUUUCCAUUCUAUACCAACCCCGUGUCCGUUUUCCUUUUCCUCGCUCAUUGGAUGUCCAAAUCGUUGCGGCCUUCGUCUUUUGAAAAAAGUUUGUUAUAUGUACGUUAAUUAUUUUGUUGGCUCGUGGGUUUUCUUUUUGUACUUCCUACGUUUUCGUCUCGUUUCUAUUUUAAAACACUGCAUAUCGAUGUCAAUAUUUUGUUUUCUAAUGUGAUUUAUGUGAUGAUUAUAACACUAACGUUACGAAAUACGCCAGUAGCGUUAUUGGAAGUAGAUCUUAUUACUAACAUGCUAAAUUAUUUUAACUUUGUCUGUUUCGCGAAAAUCUCAGACCUACCAUCACCUCAAAUGUGAACGAAUUCAAAAUAUAAUUUCACAAUUUCACAGGGUUUUCGGUAUAAAAAAAUAUGUGCCAUUUGUACUUAAUUAGAUUUAAAGUUACAAUCAUAUCGUAUUAAGAGGUAUACACGGUGUCCUACAGCGUUAUCCAAAUGAUAUAAUAACUCUUUCAAUGUUCAUUUUUUCCCACCAAGUUUUAGGUGUCAGGGGGAAAUAAAUGUAGAGAAAUAACUUUUUAUUUUUUCACUUUUUGAAAUUUUCAAAAUAGUCACUUUGUAAAAUACCGAGUGAUUCAUUUAACUGGGUACACUCAUUAUCUCGGAAAAAAUGAACCUUUUCUGGAAUUCGUUUUCUAGAACACUUUAGAAACAAGCUGCUCCAAAAUUGUAUAAUUGUGUUAUUUUUUUUGUCACCAUUAUUUUCGGGGGUAAAAACACUACCUACUUUUGAUUUUCAAAUGGCAACCUAUAAUUAAAAAGUCCAUAAACAGAUUGAGUAUUAGUAAAAAUAAAUUUUAGUGUUGAAAUCUUUGAUUUCUGCCGAGCCGUUGACGAGAUAUAUGACUUUUAAUUUAAGGUCAGAGGCGAUUAGUGGCGCAUUAUUAACACGCCGAGCGCCAAACCGCCAUACUAAUGAUACUCCACCACUCUCGUCCAACCCAAACUUAAAAGUGGAAUAUCUCGUUAACGGAUCGACGGAGAUUUGAAUGUAUCAUGCAUUCAUAUCCGAUUAAUAGUUUCUCAGUUAAAAAUGAUGAUAAAAAAAUGAUGGUAGGUAAUAUUCAAUAGACGAUAAGGAAUUACCGUGCUGACUAUGACUCCUUAUCACGUGACGUGUUAUUCUAUUGAAAAUUAAUAGGGGGGGAGGGCAUUGGAAUUUCGAUUUUGCGUAAUAUAACCACUAAAAAAAAAAAUUGAGUUCGUUAUACAUAAUUAACAUAUUUUAUAUUAAGAGAACGUGUCACCUCCCGUAUUUAAGGGGUUGUGUAUAGGCAAUUUUCUCGAAAUAUUUGAAAAAAUGUCAAUUCAAAAAUAUUAAAUAAUCAAAUUCACUUUCAAAUACAUUUGAAUCGGCCAUUCGAGAAAAUAUAUAAAUCGUAAUUAUUAAAUUUAUGGUAAACUUUAAGUCUUAAAGUGCAAUACAGCUACGAAAAAUGAUCUGUACCUUAAACCUUAAAAGUAUAGUGAUGAUUAAUGUCAUUUCCUUGUAUAACACGUAUCUGUCAUCAGAGAACCGAAAUCUCGUUUUAUCGAAAAUAAUGAUGUUUUUCAAAUGACCGAUUUAUUUACGAAAAAAAGCCCCGCGUUCAGUGGCGUGCCCAGAAAUUAUCAAUGAGAGGGGAUGUAUAGCAAAUAUGAAUCAUGAAUAAAUUAUAAAUUCGUUUUCUCCAUCCGAAUUUACUGUGGGAAUUGGUAAUUUAAAAGCUGGAUUCUAAAAAAGGCCAUGAUUUCUAAUCAUUGUAUCAAGUUUUUCCUCGUAACUACGUUGAAAUAUAUACAUUUCGACAUUAGAUUACUCAUUGUUUUUUGUAUUUUAAGCCCAAUGAGGGGAUUAACCCCUAACCUCCGUCCCCCUGUGCACGCCACCGACCGCGUCUAUCGUAAAUAUUUAUUGUAAAAUUCGUGAAAUUAACAAAACUAUUUAUGAAAAACGGUUUCGCGCGGACAAAAAUUAUUCGGGAUGUUCACUUAGUUAAGAGACCGAAUUUUCGCAAUAAAAAAAUAAAGAUAAUUUUCACCGUAAAACGAUGGCUUUAGAUUUUCGUUAUCACUAUUCAAAAAUAAGUUCUUCGAGAUUGAAAACUUAAAACUAUCAGAUUUUUAAACAAUAGGUUUUUUUUUUCUAUUUGUAAUAAUUAUUAUGAUAAUACCGCAAAAAUAAAACCAACGGUUCAAGUUCUCCUUAUUUCUACGACCGUUUAAAUUUCUCAAUUAAUAUUCCAUAUUCCGAGUAAAUUUUUCCCCGCGCUUAACGGUUUUCACCAGUCGAAUUGCGUGCUCGUACGUUUGCUUCUCGAUUGUCAUCUCGAAUGGAUAAAAAACAUUGAACACGAAAAUAGUGACGUUUAACUCGUCGUCAAUUUAUAAGCUAAGCCACUCUUCUUUAAUUAAGGCCACUCUUCCCUGUUCGGAGCCACUCUUUUCAACAAAACAUAAGACGCACAGUUCACGAGUUCUUGGAUUUGUUCGAAAUAUUGUCUUCUUGAACGUCCUCUUGAUAUCUUCCCAGUAACUUUUACGUCCAAACAUGUUGGUCACUGAGUCAUCGCGUCAAAUGACGUGACGUUCAACCAUUUAUUAAAAAAAAAAAAAAAAAAAAAAAAUGACAAAUUCAAAUUACACUUUCGACAUGUAUACAUUAUGCAAGUCGGAUCAUCGUAUGUAUUUUAGCUCUACAAAACGUAGCUAAAGAAGAUGCAUGACGCAUACAUAUACUAACUAAAUACCGGUUCAUAUAGUUUCGUGUAUUAUAUUUUAUAUGUAACCGUUUUUACAUUUUGUUUUUUUUUCACCUAAAAUACUAUAGAACGGCCAUUUUUGUUUGUUUUACUAGCCGACACUUCGACGCGAGUAUGUCUUCGGACAACGAACCGACUUGGAGGACGUGCAGGAAAGCCGUUUGGAUGUUAAUUCAAAAUUCUAACAAUUUAGCCGACGCUCAAGAUUUGUUGAACCGACAAGAGGACCAUGAUCUGCAUAUCGCGAGCGGAAAAUGUUUUAUUUUACUACUGGUCAGUCGUUAUGUUAUAUAUUUUUACUAAAAAAAGCUGUUCUAAAAUAAUGGGAACGGAUGCUCCCACUAUCGUAGGCGGGAAAUUGGGUAGGUAGGAUAUAGACGUGAAUUUAAUGCAUAUCUGUACGCAAAGAUUAACUAUUGCUAACAAAAAACAAACGGUUCUAAGCGGAGUUCGGUUGAUAGUGUUGCUCUGUGAACAAUAUUAUGUCAUAUUAUGGUGAAAUAAUUACAAACGUGUUAAAAAUUUUCUUUAAUAAUAUUUGUUAAUAUUUUACCUAUUUCUCCGUUUUUCCCCCGGUUUUGUCUAGUUAUUGGGAAACUCAUGGGAAAAUCAAAAAAUGACCUCCUUAAAGUACCACCCCAGUCAGAUUUCUUUUUAGAAAAAGUGCUAUCAUUGUAAAUCGAAACAAAAUUUCUGAUAGAAAAGUUGUUCACGGAUAGAAUAAAAAUAAUAGUAAAUAAAUAAACAUCAUUGUAAAACCAAAACAUGGCUCGCUCCGUUCAGAAUCUAAAAUGUUCGACCAAAUAACACUAAGUACACUAGUAUAGGUACCCAAAUGGCGUUUUUAUUUAUCGUGUCGCGCCCGGACGGGUUUCCGCCGAUUUUCCAGACGGCCAUUCGAACGCCGGAAAAAUCGUGCCUGGAGCGCGCGCUGGCCGAGUUCAAGUGGCUGGAGUCCCGGUGCUGCCCGAAGACGGCGGGCGGUUGGCUGAUGACGGUCAGGCGAAAACUGUUCCCGUCCAAGGCGGCGGGCGUCGACGAUUACGACAGGCAGAUAACGCUGGCCGACGCGACGGCUUGCAUGGUGGGCCUGACCGUGGUCGGGCACGCGGACGACGCUUCGGUGACCACCGCGGCCCGGGCCUUGUACGCGUUGCGACGCGCCUGGAAGAUGUACCAGCAGUGUUACGCUUCCGUGCUGAACUUGUACCGGGACGUUUACGACUUGGACCCCGGUAAUUAUCGUAAAAAAUGAAAAAUCCGUGCGCCUGCAGUAGGUGCGUGGGAGGUUUUUUUUUUAGUAUUUUGAAUAGCGCGAAACUUCGCUGUUGACCGCGGUGAAAUUCGUUCGGUCCGGGUUUUUCGCGGGCGUAACGAUUGAACCGUAAAACAUCACUGAACAAAUAGCCGAUACUGACGACCGACGGGUGCGCCACUGUUGCAGGUGCAAAGUCGGGACGGUACGAUACGCGUACGUACAACGCCGUGUUUUAUUUUCGUUUAUAUCUGUACGCGCUACGCUUAGUAAAAAAAAAAAAAAAAAAAAUUAAAAAAAACUACUGUCGCAUUACGCUAUAAUCGUUAUUUUCACCGUUAAUUUUGAUGUACUCCGUGUAAAAUUUUCAGCGAGAAACGAGAGAAUCGCCAGUUCGUAAUAAGUGAAUCACACCGUAUGUCACGCGUAAUCUAUUGACAGGCCCGUAAAACUACGGCAGUGGCGGUUUUUAAUCAAUACAAUUAUACCUAACAAAUACAAAUUACGCGAAACAACUCGCGAAAUAAAAUUGUCCGUAAAUAGUUCGAAAAUGGCUUUAGGGUUUUGAACAUUUUACUACGUCGUCCAGUAAAGACCAAUAUAAGUUUUCUGUCCAGAUUUCAAGCGUCUACGGCUAUUUGAAACUGAAUGACGACAAAAAAACAAAAUUGAAAGUAAUAAAAUAAUUAUGUUCGUACAUUUUCCCGUUCUUUCUACGGGAUUUUUUUCUUUAGUUUUGUUCAAUUAUUAAGAAAACCAACAGAGAAAACCGAAACGACUUUCUUAGUCGCCAACUGUAUUAAAAAUGCAACGAAAACGGUCUCUUGUAGUUUUGCUUUUAUUGAAGUAAUGUUUCCGAUGGAACGCACAAAGUGUAAACAUUUAAAAUAAUGAAAUAGCAUAACGCCGUGAAUUUAUCAGUUUUCAUUUUCCGUCUUGUUGCGGUUUUUCCCGAUUGCUGCAAAAAUGUAAAGUCACGCAAUCUAAAUAGUUGUCCGAUUAUCCCUGUACGUUUUUUUUACGAUUUUUCCCCGGAAAACGCCCGAAAAAAUAAAACAACCGGCUCGGAGUACCCCGAGCAGAUAGAAUUUCGUUUUGAGAAAAUACACACGGUACGUCGGAGCUCGAUUUCUAUUAGAAAAACCGUUCGCGGAAGACGGAAGCCAGUGGCCCGCGCGCGUUUUUUCGCGUUUUCGACGUCGCGACGGCGCUUCUAUUUCGGUCGCGCGGCCGACCCGCCGCCCGCGAAGACCCUAAUUGAAUUAUUAAUACGGCGCGGGGGGGGGGGGGGGGGGGAGGUGGUGGUGGCGGCUUCGUGCGGAACGGCUCCGGGCCCGCGCGCGUAUUCGAUUCGAUUCGAUUCGAUACGUGCCGCGGCGAACGUCCGCCGGGUCCGGGCCCGUUGUCCGUGCGAGCGCGCCGUCCGUGGAAAAACGCGCGCGCCGCUGCACGUUUCCCAUGUACUGCGCCGGCGGUUUUCAGAAGACUCGUUUCGACCGCGGCCCGCCUCGCAUUUCCGCAGCGUUUUCACGGCGCGCCGCGGCCACCGGUUUUCGUCCGUUGCGGUUGUUAGGUUUUUCGCACGAACCCAGAGUUGACAACGACCUGCGAACGAAUCGUAAUCGGAACGUUGUACGGUUUCGCGCUGAACGAGCGGUUCGCCGUAACCCGUGACCGGUGGCCCGUCACAGUGUUUAGGCAGAACCGGUUUCAAGCGACCGCGGCACGCCGGUUGGAAAACCGCCGCUCUAGGUCCGAUUCAAGCCCGGAUUAAGGGUGAUGGGGGGAGGGGUUCCGGGGAGGGCCACGGUUCGCGGACCGUCGGACCACCAGGGCCCCACCCCCCCCCCCAGUUUCGGCCACGGCGUAAUAAAAUGUUUCUUUAUACGUGCGCGUUUAACCGUUGACUUUGUACAUUGACGAUGACUGGUUCGCGUAAUUAUAAACGGUACAAACGCCAAAAUGCCGGUGACUGUGAAAAAUAACGCGUUUCCGUUUGUUCAAACAAUACUCGCGGCUUGUGAACUGAGUACUGUUUGUACGUUUUGCGCGUUACGCGUUUUAUUAUUUCUCUGUUCUGUCGAAAAACAUAUUGAUUAGGAAAACCGUUUUUUUUUUUUUUUUUUUUUUUUUUGUUUUGUUUUAAAAGAAAAGAAAAAAACCGUAUUAUAUUCCUUCGGCGAGAGCGUCGUUGAAAAGUUCGGCCCCCGGGGCCUCUAAACGUCUUAAUCCGGGCUCCGCGAACGAAUUCGAUUCCCCCGACCCACUCCCAUCCACUCCCCCCCUCCCCCCCUCUCCCACGCCAUCUCCGUCGGAGCUUACGGGGAAAAAACCGGAGACCGUCGGGCCCGCCUCUUCGCGGCACGUAAUGCCGCGCGCGAAAAGCCCUUUCGCCGCCGCCGUGCCGUACGCGCGCAAAACAGCGCGCCCUUCCCCUCGCGUAUCUCGCGGACAUCCCUUAUUUUUUUUCUUCACUCUCGUUCCCUAAUUAUUAUGUAUGCUCGCCGCGGGAUAGAGCCGUGCCGCGGUGUCAGCGAGCGCCGCCGCGUAUCGAUUUUGACGACACCGCGCCGUUGAACCCGCGGCCUUUAAACUCUCGUUUUCCCGCCGCCCGUCUUCUCGCUCGCCGUCGGCGCGGCGAAAGCAAACCGUCGUCGCCCCGGACGCGUAUGACCGAGGCGCACGCGGUUAGAGAACCCCGCGGAAAUCCUGUUCUCCGAACGGCUGUGAUCCCAACAAGAUGGACAUUUCAUUGACCGCAAUCACGAUCAGUUCGUGCGAACUAAAAAGUUUUUGUUUUUUUUUUUUUUUUUUUUAUUAAAACACCGUUCGUAUUAGAUUACGUAUAACCGCACGUGUGAAGGAAAUAAUUUUUUAAUAAUUUUAACAUUUAAUAUCGAUUAUUUUAUGAUGAACUAUCGUUCCAUAAUUAAAUACGUUAAAAAAUUCAAGUCUUAGUGUAUCCUACAAAACAAAAAUAAAUAAAAAUAAUCUAAUGUAAUAAAAUAAUAUGAAUAACACACAAACCAUUUUUUACCAGCUGAUAAUGAAUAAUUGUUAUCUCGUUGUGAUUAGAGCGAAUCGGCGAACAGGAUAUCCAUAAGGUUCCCUAACAAUGUACGUUUUGCUGGUAUGCGCCCCGGACGUUUCUCGUUCGCACUCGUAUAAUCUGCAACAAUAUCGUUCUGUAGAAUCGGACGAAUGUUAUAGGGUUUUUUUUUUUUUUUUAAGAAAUGUAAAUCGAGCCAAGUUUUCCUAGUCGGAUCGAUUCGACGUCGCACCAAUAGGCACCCGAACAUUUACGGUUCUACAUUAUUUAUCGGUGAAUCGUAGGCUGCACGGGACCGGGGAAAUUUCGAUUAUUUUUUUUUCAGAACGCCAUCUAGCGUAUAGUAAUAACAUCGAGCUCUGUAAUUAUUUGCGUCGGGAAAAAUUGUACGCGUAGUUUGUUUUCUCCGUCUGCCAGGCAAAAAAGACGCUCCACGCGCCGACGAUCGCGACUCUUGGGUCGAGAUAUUCGCGAAGGGUCCUGUAUACGUAGGAGAUGCCUAGUGUUUACAUCAUUUAAAAAAAAAAAAAUAAUAAUAAUAAAACAGCCGAGUAACUAGUACUCGAGUAAAUAGAGUACUCGUGUUGACGUGUACAAAAAAAAAAAAAAAAAAAAUGAAAAAUGUCGAGUACUUUAAAUCGACUCGAGAAUUUUUCCAGAGUCGAAUACUCGCCCGAGUCUAUCGAGUAAUAACGCGCUAAAAAAGUUCGCGCUAUGUUCAUUAUGCUGUUUCAGACCGGAACGUUCCGCAAUGGCCACCGGUGUUGAAGCGCAGACGGUCCGUCACUUCGGCUCCGGCUUCGAACAUCGGGACUCGCAUGCUCCGCUCGGCCACCACGUCGUUCGAGACGUUGCGACGAAAUAGGUAAUGUCACGACGCGCUAUUGUCCGAGAAUGAGUUUUCACAUGGCGACUGGGUUCAACGGAAAAAUUCGAUAUUCUAAACGAGCGGGUUCUUGACGCGAGCGGCGGCGCCCCCUAGGGGGGGGAUUCCGGUCCCUCGAGAAGGCGGUAGGUUUUGAGGGGUCGUUGGGCGGACGGUGAGCUUACACGUUCGGAACGGCGGUAAAAUAAAAAAAAAAACGCCGGCGUCCAGCGACACGGCAUUGUCGCACGUGGAGCCGGAUUGAGUUUUAAUAAUGAAAAAAAUGCAAAAGAUUUCGCUGUAAUAUAACACAAUAAUAACCCGUAUAAAAACGGAUAAUCGAAAAAAAAAAAAAAGCAAAAGACCAAUAAGGAAAUAACAAGCCAAUAGGUUUGCGCGAGAGGGUGUCAGCGGUCAGUUAAACCGGUGAGGGGGCGCUGAAACGGAAACAGUUAUUAGGAACCACUGUUCUAAAAUAAAACGAAAUGAACUGACGCCGUCGGAAAAAGGCCCGCGACACUCUCUAUCUUCCCGUGUUAAGUACCACGACCUCGAGUCUCCGAAAUCAUUAGUUUUGAUACCGAUAUUCAAUACGGAUCAUCAAGUUGCGAUAACGUAACUUGGGUGAAAAACCGUAAUCUAUCUGAUUGAUGCGGGGGCCUACGUGACUCGUAGGUUUAGAUUUCAGACCAUAGGAAAAGAAAACCGAACAGCCGAUUGAGUGUCAUCCAUGCAUUGCGCGUGUUCCGCGACGGGCCAGUUUAUCAAUCAGACGAACAAUCCGAUGGAUUUCGAUGUUCUACGUCAAAUCCGAUUAAUCUGAUUACUAAUCAGAUUGUUUGUCGGUGCACCGGAUCGCCAAUCAACAAAAUAGUCGGUUUGCUAGACGGCAGAAAUGUAUUGUUUAGAUUUAGUUUCGCAACGUUUUUUUUUUUUUUUGCUAUCCGUUUUACAUUUUAAUAUGUUCAUAAAAUUGAAUAUAUUUAUUUAACGUUUAUACCGUAAUCCAAUUCAAUACGACACAAUGCGUUUACGCAUCAUCAGGUUAACAUCUAUUGUCGAAUAAUUGUUUAGACCACGCGAUAGAGCACUCUGUUUGUCAAUACGCAUCGGUGUUCGUUAACGUUCAAUCGGCCGUACAACACCGGGCGUUUCGUCCGAUUGAUAACCGAGGUUCCCGAGCGGAACACGCGGAACCCGGGACAUGAUAACACGAGGAUUCGUGCGGGUACACAACCGGUGCGGUGUACCCGCUUAAAUCGGACAACGCCGUCCGCCGCCGAUCUGAUUAGGUCGGUCGGAUUCCGUUUGCCGCCGUGGCCCGUCCCGAACGGGGGAACGUUCAAUGCGCUGUCUGGAGGGUGGCCCGUCCGCACCGCGUCCGCGCGUUAACGAUUUCGAUCGGUUCGCCGCCGUCGCAGCGGUCACGUUAUUGUUGUUGUUGAUGUUGUUUGCGUAGCGUGCCCAAUGCGGACGCGAUGCCCGACGACGUGGUCAGGCUGAUGGCCGCGGUCAGCGUGGGAUACGGAGCGUUCAACUUAAUGGUCUCGCUGUUGCCGCCGACCGUGGUGUCCGUGAUCGGAAUGUUGGGUUUCCGCGGGCACCGUCAGACCGGACUGGACGCCUUGGCGUUCGCCGCAAACGGCCCCGACGUGCACGCGCCGCUGGCAUGGUGAGUACCUUGGCCCGUACGCGCGACGCGGCCGCGAGAGUGUCGCUUGUCGAUGUUCAACGGCGCAUCGCCGCCGUUGACGGGAUUUCGGUCGGGUCGUUGGCGUCGGCGGCUAUUACGGCCGGGCGCCGACCGGUUCGCGUACGCGGACCCGAUCGCGCGCGCCGGCUGUCAACCGUUACACGGGCGGGGGCCCGUCACAUUGGCGCGAACCCCGCUCCCCGAACCGACGGGCCGUCGGCUGUCGUUCCGCUCGCGCGCGCGUGUUACGUGAUUUUCGCGACGGCACCCGCCGGCGUCGUAAUCCCGAAAACGAUUCGCACGAAAACAAUGAUUCCGGACCGCGGUUGUUACGGUUUGUAGAACGUCAGUUCUCGCCGCCGUGCGGGGGGGCGCGCGCGCGUCUAAACGGAACGUCCGGCGAGGAAACGCGGUCCGGCGGGGUUUCAUUUCUAGAACGGAACCGCGUGAGACCGGGGCCGUCACCGGGGCGAAAAUCCGCCACCACUCACGUGCCGGGCCCCACGCGUUUAGCCGAUCACGGCCGCCGAUCCCCGGGUUGAAUGUUCCGUCUGGUCGUAUGAGCAGUCGGCGACGGUGACGAUAUUAUGUUAAAAUGUCGACAAUCGCACGCCGUAAUCUGUGCUACGGUUCACCGACAGAAUUUCAAAUAAUUCAACGGAUACGACCGCGGUGCGGUUCUGACGUUCGCCGGAGUCGUUCGGGCGUUCGGUGGCCGCGAUAAUUGCGAUGGUAAUAAUAAUAAUUUCCGUCCCGCGUAAAACGGGCAACAGGAUUUUACGGCUCGAGACUAAUGCGGCUGUAGUUUUUCGGUAAAACGAUGGCGGCAGUAGGGAAAUAUCGGGGGGAAAAAAUCCCUCAAUGCUGUCGGUGAAAUUCGAAAAAAAAAAUACGAUAAUAAUUAUUUCGUCGUACGCGUGCAUUAUCCGUUCGAUUCGACUUCCGGCGUAUUAAUCGAUAUCGCGAAAACUAAACGCGAACGAACACAAUGUACGGGCAAUGCGUUAGGCAUUGUUAUUGUCGACGCGAUGCAUUUAACCGCGUUAAAAUAUACGGUCGCACGCCUCCGCACAUCGAUGCGCGCGUGUCGCACCCCGGAGCCGAAUUUGUCCGAUUAACGGACCGGCCAAGCGAAUUUCGGCCGACCCGUAAGACGGGCGAAAAAACGGCUGGUAAAUGGUCCGUUCCGUGCGAAUCAAACAAAACAAUACAAUUACAAUAGACGCGUACAAAUAUUUUCGACUGUUUUAAAAGCGAUAUUUUCACUAAAAAUUAUGGUCCCGGGGACGGUCAAACGGUCGAUCGCAGAUGAUUUAAACGUCGAUCUCCGUUUUGUUGGAAUUCGUUUUUAUGUACUUGAUUAGUAGACGAACAACAAUCGCUGGUCAUUUUUAUUUCGUUGUAAUUUUAUCACAUAAUACAAUUCAACGGAGUUCAUCUUGGCAAAUUGUAUUUACAAUAGAACGCUAUUACAUCAGUAUUAAUAACUGUGCGAUGAAAAAACAUUAUUUUAACUAUACGUUUCAGUUUUAUUUAUUCGUUCGUGCAUAUUGAUCAUUAAUACCUAUUAGGUAAUUAAAAAUUAGACAUGUUUGUUAGGAAGUCGGUCCACAAAGGAAAAUAUUAUAUUCAUAGUAGAACUCUACCGAAAAAAGUUGGGCUAUCCAAGAAUUGUACGAAUCGUUGUACAUUUAUUAUCGAUUAUUUAUAAAUAUAUUUUCCAAUCGAACGCAAAGAAAAUUAUUCGUUUUAUGAAUCGGACGAAUACGCCUAUAGGAUAUGAUAACAAUAAUAAUAAUAAUAUUUAUUUACGCCCGCUAUGAAACGUGUUAUACAAAAUCGUUACGUUCAUAAAUUAUCACUGUUAGGCGUAUUUAAACGGUUUUAGAUUAUAAAUGAAAUGGUGGCUUUUUGUGUAGCGCAAAAUAAAUUAUUGAUCCCUGUACCUAUAUGAUAAUAACUGUUACUCGUGUUUAUUUAUGCGCGCUGCCGGGCUAAAAAAAAUAUUCAGUACGAAAAUUACGAAGACGGGGUUGAUUAAUUUUUUUUUGUAAAAACUUCAAUUUAAACUAACGAAAUCAAUUAAUUCGUCGUCUUCUAAUUCUUCUCCGUGAUAUUCGGCUAAUAACGAUUAGACCGGAGACCUAGAGAACUAGCGUGGUUCUUAACGUGGGCGGUGAUGAUCCCUCGUAGGAGGGGGUGGUAGGUUUUAAGGAGGCGUUGAGGAAGGGGCGGCGAGCUUUUAAAUUUAGAAUGACGGAAAACAAAACAAACACCAGCAUCUAGCGACACGAGAAAUCAGAAAAGUUAUGUACAGGGCCGGAUUAGGUUUAUGAUUUAAAGUUGCAUUCGAGAUUCCAUGAAAUAAAAAAACAUGUGAUCAGCAAACGAUUCCUGUAAUAUAGCAUAAUAAUAACUCGCAUAAAGAUAGAAAAGCAAAAAAAUAAAGCAAAAGCAAUAGACCAAUAAGGCAAUAACAAUUAACAAGCCCUAUAGUUUUGCGAAAGAGGGCGUUAGCAGUCAGUUAUCUCGGUAAAGAGUCGCCGAAACGAAAAAGGUUAAGGACCACUGGAUCGGACCAUCCCGCCAUCAUAUAAACCUCUCUGUUAAUUACCGCAGCCCAUCUCCGAUCAGCUGCGGAUUUUAGUUUUCCGGAAAUAUUUUUGAAAAUUAUAGUGUCGCUUUAAUCUCGGAAGCCCCGCGUUCGAAUGUUGACACCUUUUACCCGAACACUAUUUUAUUCAUAGAUAUUUUAUGCAUAAGUCGCGCUCGGUCCGUUUUAAUAUUUUUAAACGAAUAUAAAAACAAUUCAUCAGGGCGAUCCUGUCGUGGUACCGUAUGAUGGGGAACACGGAUUUCAUGUUCGACGGUCCGCAAUCACGAGAAAGCGAAUCUCACAUUAUUGAAUCGGAACGGCUGGUACGUAACCCGCCCGAAGAAUUCCAAGACUCCACGUCCUUACAAUACUUCGUCGGGCGUUUGUACUAUCUCAAGGUGUGUAACAUUUUUUUUUUUUUUAUGACUGUAUAUUACACCCCCUACCGCUCAUUAGUAAAACAUAAUACUGUCAAAGUGUAAGUGUAUAGCAUACACAACGGUAAACUUUAAUUGGUUUAACUCGACCCAACGUUUUAAACCGUAUAUAUGCACCAGGUUUUAAAAAAUGUCACGGACGCUCUGGGCGUCAUGAUCUCUAACGCCAUUUCUAUCCGCGACUCGCGAGAAAAAAAAUGUGAAUGUUUCACCUGCCUACAAAUAAAGAUAUAGUUGUGUACUAAAUCGUAGUUGGUCGGGUAAGAUUAGGUUAGGUUAUCAGUUACCAAAUAAAUAACUAAAGUGUAUAUAAUUGUUCAUCUUGCAGUUUAAACUCACAGUUUAUACUUGAAAAUAAUACCUGCUCAUAAUAAUAGAUAACUUUUUUUAAAUAUACUACGUGUUUUGGCAACGUGUAACCACGUAUUUAUGUAAAUGCGUUUUCUAAUUUCAAAAUAUUAUUAUCACCUACGACCGCUGUGGUAUCUACAAUCACAGAACAGUGUUACGACCACGAUCUCGUAUCAGUUGCGUUGGAUUUAAUCACACAUUUAAAAAGUAAAUAUUUAACCAGUGCUGCAUAAUAUGUUAUACUCGUACUGGUAAUCUAAAUUACGUCUAAAAUAUAACGUCUAACAUUAACGAUGACGAGCCCCCGUGCACUCGUGUAGAUGGCGCCUAUAUGGUAUCGACAGUAAUUAUUAUUGUGUGUGUGUGUACUUGCAGGGCGAUUUAGAGGAAUCGAUAAGAGCGUACGAGUUCGGCUCGACGAUUGUCGAGUACUGUUUUGUAAAUAUGAAAGCCAUGUAUUCGCACGAGUUGGGCUUCAUGUACGCUAUUAGAUUGGAUUGGACGGUCGCGUGUAGGAAAUUCGCUAGUCUAGCGGGCGACAAUGAAUGGAUGAAGCCGUACCAUUACUUUAUGGCCACAGGUAAAAGCGAAAAAAAAAAAAAUAAAAAAAAAAAAUACAAUUUAGCCUCUUUAACGGUGCGCGGAGAACGUCGUUUAUAUUGUCGUUUACGAACCUCGCUUAUAUAUGUAUACGUAUAAAACGGUUUGUUUAUGUAAAAAGUCGGGUUUACGUUGUUCGCGCGUUACGGCUGCGGGUUAACUGUCACGGCGGAAAAAAAAAAACCCCCGGUAGAAUAUUCCGAAACUUUACUUUGAAAUUAUUAUUGUAUACGUGCCUUCCGUUUCAUAUCGGCGCGCCGACGUUAUUGCAGUACAGAGAAUAAAAUAAUAUCGUUCCGUUUAAAAGUUUCCAGGAACAAUACGUACGGUAUUGUAAUGACGACGGGAACGUCGACGUCACCCACGCGAGUUAUUUAAAGGUUUCUGCAUAAACCGUUUGUUAAAAAUACGAUUUUAUUUGUUGUACGUUACCGGUCGAAAUAACCGGCAGGCGUUUCCCGCGUCCGACCGCGUUUCGCAAACAGAAAUCGAAAACGAUUCGAUCUGACGUGUCUCCCGGUUUCCGCCGUCAUCCCUGCGGCCGCGGUAAAUCCAUAUUAAAGUCGUUGCCCGGCAAUUUGUCUUUUUCGAGAAGGGUAUCCCUCGUCCUGCGACAGCCGAAUUGAAUACAACAAUGACUGAUUUUUUUUCGUCCGUGUCGAAAAAAUAAAAAAAAAAAUAAAUGUCUUCUUCUUCUUGUUAUUAAGCCGCCGAGCACCAUCCCAUUUCGCGCCCUAGCUCCCAUCCUUCUCUGUCCGACGCUUAUUCUUUCCGACCCGCGCGGAGGCGGAGGCCAAGUAUUUCCACGCGUUCUCGACCGGAUCCCCGUCCAUCUUGUUUUGGAUCUUCUCGGAGGUCUUUUUCCGCACGGGGUUUGUUCCGUUACUGCUCGUUAUCUGUUCGUUCUUGCUUCUCCAAACACGAUCCGCCCAUGAUAGUCUUCGCUUUCUUGUUACGCCUACUAUAUUUGUGUUUCGCAAUAAGGUCUCCAGUUCAGUAUUUUUCCUCCUGCUGCCAUUCUCCGCUGAUACAAUCCCUAAUCGGGCCGAAGAUUUUCCUCAGAAUAUUUCAAUAGUAAACAUUUGGAAAGGAACCUAUGUGUAUCAUUAUUAUUAUAUUUUGUUCGGUGAUAUAAUAUCGCCGGCACGCUCGUCUGUACAGAGAUUGUUUUCCGGAGGUGUGUUCGAUACUAAGAUUUCCGAUACUACAUGAUACCUAAAACAACGGCGUAAUCCCGAAAAACGCACACGAUCAAUUUACUCGAUCAGUAUAUUAUUUUAAAAACUAUUUUCAUUAAAAACUUGUUCGUCCGUUUUGAACUCGACGGGGUUAUAAUAAUCAUUAUAUAUUUCGGGAAGUAAAAAUUAAAUAUAAAACUUUCUUUGCCGUGAUCUAAACUCAUAACGUAGCGUUUUGACGGUAAAACAAUAUAAAGGUAUUAUGUGUACCUAAUAUAAUAUUCAUAUUUCGCCGACGAAAACUUUUAUGACGAUUAAUUAAUUUUGUUUUCCAUUAUCGCGUCCUAAACAAAAUAACUGUACACUAUUUACAGUCCCUUUUUACAAACAUAAUGGUUCCCAUUUAAUCAAAAUCUCCUUCAACAGCUAGUGUUUACCGUUGCAAAAAACAUCUGAAGUUUAGAUAACUUAAGACAUAUUGUAAGUAUAUAUAACUAUAAAUUUAAGGGUUUUUUUUUUUUUUUUUUUUUAAACGUUUAAAACUUAAUUCUAGUUUUAAUUGAAUCUUCCGCAAACAUACCCGAAAAGUAUCCGAGAGUAAACACGUUAAUUAAAAAACACAAAACUAGGUAUUUUUUUUACUCCGUGACUUUAAAACACAAAUAUGUAUAUUAUUCUCGAUAGAAUGGCAUUCGAGUUUACAUUCAAAAAUGCAAUUAAUAUCUUUUCAGAACGCGUAGGUAGUGCAGGGUUGUAUAGGUUUUUUAAUAGAAAAUGUCGUUGUUUGAGUACUUAAAGUAUUCUCCACAAUUCACUAUAUACAUUUGAGAAUACAAUUCAUACUUGCGUAGCCUUAAGUUUUUUUUUUAUUAUAUUCAUAUUCAUGUGUUACACUGUGUAUAGCGUUUAUCACGUACACUAUUGGUGUCAGUCUCAAUGCGGUUAAGAUAAUGUUAUAAUAUUUUUUUCUUCCCUUGUCGUGUAUAGUUAAAAUUCUAAAAUUAUUCCGAUGUGAAUUUCGAUGCGUGCAAACCCGCCGAGAGUUAUCCCAUAAGGUUCUGUAUAAUAUAUGAACUUUUAACUUUUCCAAUCGAUACGCGCGUACAAUGGGAUACGGCCCCGUGUUCACUGUUUUACGUAUAGUAAUGGCUUUCGAGUCAGGGAAACAAAGACAUUUGGCGAGAUUCUAAAUAGGACUUUAAAGUUUUCAAAUAUUAAAGGAUUUCCUCACCGCGUAUAUACAUAAAAUAUAUUAUAUAUUAUAUAUAUAUAUAUAUGCAGAUAAUGCAUUAUAUAUUCAUACAAAAAGAAACUAUUUUCAUGUUAAUAUCGGCCGGUUUAUUUACGAUAUUUUUUACGGAAAGUAUAUUUGUAUGCAUUAUACAUAUAUUAUACAAGCUCUCGGCUGUGCAAGAUCCGUUUUCUUCGGUUUUGAUACCUGUAUCAUUAUUAAAAACCUUAAAAAAAAUAUACUAAUUAGUUUUGUUUACAGGCAGUAUUUUUGCAAAACGCCAGAGUUUUAACCACGUUAAAAGUAGAUAAAUAAAUAGGAAAUGGGCGAAGGUUGUCGCGAUGUCGCUUGAAUAAAAAGGUAAAUGUCCGAACAAAAGGUUGACCGUGAGUUGAAUGGCAUCAAACAAUAGAAACGAACGAACGACGAUGUCAGGUUCUAACUAUAAAAAUCAAAUAAAACAAAAUGUGAAUGUUCGACAAGCAAUACCUAUAUUAGUGUUUUAUUAUAACUAUACGAUUUUCAAUUUGAUUGUUUCUCAAACGAUCAACGUCGUAAAAGUUGUGUAAUAUUCCUUAUAAACGUGCCAUGGUUUCUUUUUUCCAAUCUUCUGUUAUUUUGCCAAAUAUCAUAUUGUACAUAGUAUGCUGACGAACAAAAUAUUAACGGGAAGGCAAUCGCCUUAAUAAUGAAAUUAUUAAUCUAAAUAAAAGUAUGCAUUGUAAAAAACGGCAAAUAUAAUAUUAUUGUUGAACAUAAAAUACAAUUUACUUCACCGCACACGUUCAACUGGUUUUAUCCAGCCAAAAUGUGGAACGGCCGAUUAUUGUUAAUUAUUAUUAUUGAAUGACGAUUUUUCUCUUUUUCACUCAGUUGGAUUUUCUCUGUACAAUUGACUCGUCGUUUCAAAGUGUGUACGACCCGGGACUUGGGGCUGAUGUUCCUCUUGUGUUUUCUUAAUUACGGGAGAAAAUUGUGAAAAAACGGGAAAAUAAGUGCAACACCAAUUUCUGUUAUUUUUGAUUUUUUGUUUUUAUUCAUGGAAAAACAAAGACCUAAGAAUUUCCAUAGAAUGCGUAUACUAGCCAAUUUUUCGUCUUCCUUUAAUACGUUGCUGCUAGUUUACUUUUCAUAUAAAUGAUAUAAAUACGCCCUGUGUACAGAAGAUAUUAUUUUAUUAGUCCGUAUAAUCACUUCAAUAAUCCGUGAAUGAAAUCACUCUGUAUAACCAAUCGUAUGACCUAAACAAUUUAGCACACACCUAAUCGUCGGUGUCUUUUUUUCGUUUAGUGUGCGCCGGCGCGGCGGGCGACGCGGCCACGGGCGAACUGAUGUGGCGGCGGGUGGACGAGACGGCGUCCAAAAGCAGGUGGCGGGGCGCAGAACGGGACAUGGUCGGCAGUUUCGUGGUGGACAGGAAACGCGCGGUGGCCAGAGCGCUGCGGCGGAUAACGGCGGCCGGGGAUGGCCAGCGGCUCUGUCGACUGCUCGUCUUCGAGGUGCUGUACGUCAAGUACGGCGCGGCCAGGUGGCCGGAGAAGACGCUGCGCGCGGUUCUAGCAGGUAAGCGGUGCGGAGUUUUGUCAAAAUUUUCGCCGGACCCAGUUUGAGUUCUCCGCCGUGAAACCAAUAACCUUACCUAAAAAAACGACGAUGGCAAUGUGAAUGACCGCAGACGCGUGCACAGAAAAACAUUUCGAGAUAGAUUUAUAAUUGGAAAAAAGUUAAACGUUUUGAACUUAUAAACUAUAGUAUAUGAUGCGUGUCCCGAAUUUAGGGUACUGAUGGUCUGUUCCCCUACGUACAUACCUGAAUAGUCCCCAUGUCGAUUUUCGGGAGUUAUCGGCUUUUUCGCAUCCUGAACCCAGGUGGUUUGAUACCACAAAUGAACCCAGGUCUAAAAACAGCACCACGAAUAAUACUAUUAGUAUUGAGUGUCCGGACGAAAACAGAAUAAACAAAUUGAGGGUCACCCCCCGUUGAAGUUCAGUGUGGCGUUUAAAGUUCCUAUUUCCAAAAAAAAGUUCAAAAUAUUGAAAAGUCACUGUAAGGUUAGGUAUAUUUAUUAGUGAUGGGCAACAAUAUCGAUAAGUCGAUACGAUAUCGAUAUUAUAUCCUACAUCGGGAAUUAUUUGAAGCUAUGAUAAAUAUUAAAUAAUAUCUGUCGUUAUAAUAUUAUUAUACAAAUUAUAAUGUAAUCUGUAAAGUUAGGUAUUACGUAGUUUCUUAUAGUUCAAAAACAAUUUUUUUUUUCGGUUUCCCUAUAUUGUUGUAUUCAAUAAUAUAUUUUUCUCACCGGUAAAAUACGUUUGAUAUUUGAACAAGAUUUUCGUAUCGAAAAUAUUUUCAAUACGAUAUCGAUAUCGUACAACUCACGAUACCUUACGAUAUCUCGAUACAACAUCGGGAAAAUCGGAACGAUUUCGAUACCCAAAAUUAUAUCAUUGCCCAUCACUAAUAUUUAUAUAAUAUUUUGGAAUUGACUCGGAAACUCAUAUUAUGUCCGUGAAACCAUAUCGUCUCUUCUCAAAAAAUAAUUUGAUAGUUAGUCUAUAUUGGAUAGGGCGUUAGAUAAAUCAGGUUAGGUAAGAUAGGGUCUUAGGGGCCCAAUGCCUGAAUUGCUGUGAUAAUUUAUCACGCGUGAUAAUCAUGAAUUAACACACAAAUAUCGAAACUAUCGUAUUUUGGUAUUCCGAAAUUAUUUUUGAUAAUUUACCUUAUGAAAAAAAGUGAUCAAUUAUCCCUAGGCAUUAUGCUGUUAAAUUUGAUUAUCACGGUUAUUCCGUCAUGUCAUAAUGUAAAUAAGUAUGUACAUGCAUGAGUAAAAAAUGUUGUAUUUUUUUUUAUUACCUACUUAAUUACAGCUUGUACUUACUUGUUAUCGUUUUGUUCAUUGGAUUAUUCUAAAUAUUAUAAUAAUCUAAAACAUUUAAAUAUCUUUUGGUAAUAAUGGAUGAGUUUUAUAUAGAUGCAUUAGAAAAUCUAGAGCGACAAGAAAAUGCUCUAAAUUAUGGAAAAUUCCAUCAAGAAGAAAGGUUUGGUGUGUUUUAAUUUUCAGAUGAUAUUUGUGUUAAAAAUUUUAAACUCGAUAAAAAUUUAGUGAGAUAUAUUAUAAACACACUUACACCAUUUCUGAUAGAAACAACAAGAAAAUCUGUUUUAGAUGUACAGACUAAAGAAAAAUACAUCUUACAUUUCUAUCCCUAGCAAUAAUUGUAGGUGAACAUUAAUCUGUGUGUUAAUUUGUUAAUUAUAAUUUAGGUAUUUACAGCUGUGAAUUUCUUUGCUUCCGGUUCCUAUGGACACUUUGUUGGAAAUAGUCAUCAAUCGUUUUCCAUUUUAAAUUGGUAGGUAAUAAAGAUAAAUACAUAAACAAGUAAGGUAGGUAUAUAAGAAAUAAGUAUUUAUUAUUUUGUAGAAUUCAUGAUUUCUAUAAUAAUAUUAUAAAUUUGAUAAAGGAUAUUACUAAUAAAGUGACAACACAAAAUAAACAUUUGAUAAAUUAUCACGUCAUUGGUAUAUUAUUACAUAACGUAUUAUAUUUUCGUUUCACGUUCAAGAAUUAAUAAAGUUGAUAACAAAUUAUCGUGCGAUAUAUAAAUUGAUAAUUAUCGUAUUUGAUAAAUUACCACAGCGAUUCAAGAAUCGAGCCCCAGGUCCGAUACCCGGCGGCAGAAACACGAUCCUUUUUUUUUUUUUUUUUAUUUUUAUUUCUCGUAUUUUCGUAUUAUAAAACAAUGUUGUUUUAUAAAUACAGCACUGUGGUUCUAGAUAUUAUGUUAGAAAUAAACAGAUCUGUAACGUACCUGGUUAGAUACAAACACGUGUCAUUAGCAAUGCCUGCAGGGACAUCGCAUUACAAAAUGUCAACAAAAAAAAUCAAGAUAUUGGACGUUAUAAUGAAACGCGGACGAUCUCACGUGUUACAAUUGUAUACAUUAUAACUAAUUACAAUUAUAAUAAUGUAUAUAAUAAACUUAGUGUAUGCAUCAUAAUCACUUGAUUUGGGGGGGGGGGGGAGUUGAAAUUGGGGGGGCUUAGCUCUCUAUUUUCGCCUAGAUACUAAUCUAACCUCCUUCACAUUCUUCGUGAAAUACAAAUGGUAUUGUUUUAAACAAGAAAGUGUAUACGUUUAGGUUUUUUAGGUGUACAAACUAUUACGUUGGUAUAUUAACCUAUUAGGUCUACAAACACGGCUAUUUUUUGAUUUUUCUGACUAAAUGUAAACAAAAUUUUAAUCUUCCUAUAAUUUCUCUCUGUAAAUGCGCCACUGUUCUUAAUUUAUUUUAUGAGUCAAAUAAAAACUAUGCAAGUUUAAUUACGAUAUUAAAAUGCAAUUAUUUUAUUCCAAUGAUCGUUUCGUGUAACCCGAGUAAGUCGAGUUUUCUAUGACAUACAAGAAUAUAAGCAUUACAAAGUAUGUUCUCGCAUGGCAUACAAUAACAUUAAUAACUAACAAAUAUCGUCUCACUCGUUUAUUGAUUUUGUUACGAGUAAAUAAUAUAAUUUUACGUUAUUUGUUCGUCACGAUUUUCAUAUCACGUUUUUAGUAGAGUUUAUGUACGGUUUCUACUUUAUGUUGAUUUAACGAUAUCCGAACUCAAGAUAAGUGUACCUGUUAAUAUUAUGACGAGUAUAAAUAUCGAAUAUCGUGUUUGCGUUACUUAUUUGAAGUUGUAUAUAAUUAUAUUUUGAUUUAAUUAGGUACUGAUAUGAAAGUUGGUUUCUACGUUUAGAAAAAAAAUAAAAAUAUACGCCUGAAACGUUUUUCAGACAAAAACGGGGGAAAACGUGUCUUUUUAAAUAAACCCGGCAACAAUAAAGUAGAAAACUAGAAACAUAAUAUUGUUCAGUAUAUUAGGUUCUUUACCCCAUCUGUACUAUACUCGUUUAGCGAAUGCUUUUCAAAACGUUUUAAUGCUUUAUUAAUUGUCUUAUCGACUUUCUAAACGCGUUCUAAAACCACUAAACGUUUUAUUAUGAUUAAUUAUAUUGCUAUUGAUACUCGUAUAUUAGUGUAUUAUUAUUUAUCGUGCUGGAUCACAAAUCAUUAAUUAUAGACCGUUUCUCCUCCCUUAAGGACUUGUUAAUUAACAAUAACAUCGAAAUAAUCCAGAAUUAAUUAUCACAAUAAUAAGUGGUCAUUAAAGGUUACUAUACAUAAUAUAGUAAUUGUACAUCACACGUUUCUGAAGAAGUUCGAUGUUAUAUACGUAUCCAUAAUAAUUGAAUAGUUAUAAUCUGAAUAAAGUAAGUAGGGGCGUAGUGGGAACCGAAUUCAGGUCGAGAGAUUAUUGAAAUUGAUCCAGGUCACCCAUAAAAUACGCACUAACCAAACAAAAUUGUUCUCUCGUUUUAAUUUGAACCGUUGGCGAAGCGAGGAUUUCGAAUUGAGGGGAGCUUAAUACGUUUUUAAACUCGAGACACAGGCGAAGAUAAGAGUGCGGAACGCGUUUCGACCCCCGACAGUUUAGACAAAUUAUUUCACAAUAUACAUUUGAAUGUAAUAAUUUAAACGAAAAUGUAUACAAAAGAAAACUUAAAAGGUACUGAAAUAUGAACACAAUAUUGUCUUGGCGUAACGUUUUACUUAGUUUUAAAACAAUACAAGUGAUUAAAAUAUUUCCCAUUUCCAGACCGGCCAAUCCGCCCCUGAAAACCGUUGCAUUUAAACAUACUUCUUGAAACAAGAGCAUACAUAACAUAUAAUUAUUAUUUAAAAGGAAAAAAAAAAGACAAAAACCCCGACGCAAAAUGCGGGGAAUAUUUUCAUUUUUAAUGUUUCUUAUAUGUACCAUCAACACAAAUAAAAGUUUCGGGUAAAUAUUCUACGAAAAGAUGUCUGGGUAUAGUUGCUUACAUUAAAUGAUUAUAAUCGGAUUAAAAAAAAAAAAAAAAGCAAAAAAGUUUUCAACAAAUAAUCUUGAGAGGGUUGUCUUCCAAUUAUAUUUAUUGAAGAACCGCGUCGUAACGAUUUGUCGCGUACACUGGCGGCAGUUCGUUUUUGCCAAAAUCGAUUUUAUUUAGUUAAUAUGCGUCUAUGCGGUAUGUUGGUUUAGUGGUAUUUCAACUCAAGUACACGUUUACAUUAUGCGUAUAAAUAUCAAUCGUCGAAUAAAUAUUUUGUAACUGUUCAAAACCGCCUCGGUCUUUUAGAUUACGAGCGUAGCGAGGGAGCUAUUGGUUUUACAAUGCUGUUUUUUUUUUUUCUUUGUUGUAGUCUGUGGACACGUUUUUUCCUAGUAAACCCGUUCCAAUGUAUACGUGUAGCACCUAUUCUGAGAGUCCAAGUUGUCUAGAUUGUACCUUAAAGAUGGAAUUUUUUUGAUUUUCGCCAUUUUUUAAAUAAAAGCACUCAAGUGGGAAAAAACGUAGGGAAACUUAAAAUUUCACGAAUUUUAUAAAAACACGGACGAUGUUUUGUGCCAGAAAAAAAUGAUUUAAUCGGAAAAUCACACAAGAUGCUUUUUUUGUUGUCUUUUCAAUUUACUUUCUCGUCGCCAAAACUUUUGAGCUUUUAAGGAAUUUAAAUUUUUGGGAGUUUUUUGCUGUAAUUCGGUUAUAAAUACACGUAGAGACUUGAAACUUGGUAAUAAUACUUAAAUUGGACUUACCUAAACGUGGUAAAAUGUCCAAAAUCAUUGGGUGACUUUUUUUUUAUUUAAUAAUCGGUUUGAAAUCAAAUUUCAACGAAAAUCACAAAAUAAAAAUACGGCACUUCAAAUUAACGUAUUACCGAACUGCACUCGGAAUCGUCUUUUAUCAAGCAAAAGUUUAUUGUUGCUCACAGAUAUAAAUGAAAUAAUCUUAUGUAUCCUACCUUCCCAAAUUCUCACUUGCAACCAGUGGUGGCUUUGAGAGUGAGGCAAGUGAGGCGGUGCCUCACCUAAAAGGGAUUUUUGUAUUUUAAAAUAUUUAAAAUAUUAAUUUUCCAAUGAAGCAAUUAUAGGGAGGGGCUAAGAGAGUUAGCCCCCUUGAAUCUUCUGAAUUCCCCCCCCAAAUACAGAAGCAGAGCUUUGUGAAUUACAUUUAUUUAAUAUUGCAGUGGUAUGGCCUCUCACUCAGGUCUAUGAGUUAAUCGGGCCAUUGUCCUUUGCACAAUAAUUAUGUGGGAAAAAUGUUUAAUUAUGUAUAUUUUAUGAAAAUUGUCAAAGGCCGUCAUCGCGGUAUUAUAUUUAUUCGGCACGCACGGCCGGUGUCGGUGUCAGGCGUAAUUUAAUUUUUAUGGGCGUAGCAUGAUAUAAUGGUGAAAUAAAGAUAAGGAUGUUUUAGAAUAAUUACUCGCUAUAUAUGUUUUUACCCGGGUAAACACGUGACUAUAUUAGCUGACUUGUAAGCUAAUACUCGCUGUAUAAUAUAUGUCUAGACUAGCGAACGCCGUUUCACUGCGGAUAUACGUUUUUUAAUUGACCUAAAAAUGUCAGAACCGAAUACGCGAAAUAAAAUACGCAACGUUUUGUCGUGACGCAUUAUACGAAACGGAUUUUCGCAAUUUCCCCCCUAUUUUUUUACGACCGCGCAAAAGAAAUAUUAUUACGCGUUCUUGAACCUAACCUCAGAAGUCCUCCGCCCUAAUAAUGAACCGCGCGCGUGUGUGUUUGGCAGAUUGUCGCGAGGCCGACAACGACGACGACACGACGCGGUACACGAAACGAAUUUUGACGAUCGUCUGCCGGAGAGCUUUGGGCCUGGUGGACGACUACUGCGGUUAUUUCGCCGAGGUCGUCGGACACAUGGAACGCGACGAGCGACGUGACCACCUGUACGCGUACGGACUUUACGAACUGGCCGCGGAGCAGAUAAGCCGUGUCCAAGUGAGAGCAUUCGACCUGUUGCCGUUGACAUCCGGCGAGCAUUUGUGUAUAAUCGAUAUCGCGGAAACGUUUUGUCUAAACUUAACUGUUUGUCGUUCUUUUUUUUUUUUUUUUUUACAACAAAAUACCAUUUUUCCCCAAACAAAUGUCGUACCGGUCGCACAAUUUCAAAACGCGCACCCACCUUCCCCUCCAUCCCCGAAAUAUUUUUACGGAUUUACGGCGUUCCACGUCGAUCUAAAUAUAAUAAUAUUUAGCUUGCUUGAAUUCAAUUUCAAAAUAAUGUCGAAAUUGUUGUUGAGUCGAUGGCGAACGCAGGGGAAUGAGAGUUUAGGAAUAAUAUAUUAAUAUCCCUUCUCCUAUUGGUUUAAAAUAUAUAAAAAAAAAUAAAAAAUACGAGUAAUCUAAUAUCGAAAUGUAUUUAUUUCGGGCAAGUUAAUACUUAAAGAAAUACUCGAUGUAUUGAUUCGAAAAUUGCUUCUUUUUUUUAUAACCUUUUAAAUUACCAAUUCCCAUAGUCGAAUUGGGUAGAGAAGACGAUUUUACGAUUUAUUCACGUUUCUUAUUUGCUACAUCUCCUCCCGUUGAUAAUGCUCAGGCACGCUUCUGUAUUGAAUUAAAAUGUGUGUGGUAUGACCAUAAAUUUACUGCAGUAGAUAAUUUAAUAAGCUUAUCAUACGUUUUACCCGUCACGAACAUGAUUGAAUACCCGGAUGAGCAUAAGUAGAUUGUAUAAAACUGCAUUUAUAUAGGUUUCAUUGACACACAAAACUGCAUUUCGUCACUGAACCUGUAAGUUUGUUUGCAUUUUUUUUUUUUUUCAAAAUAUAGUAUAAAUACUAUAGAUUAUAGAACAAAGACAAAUAAGUACUUCGUUAUACGUUUUAAAAAUUCAUUUUAACAAAUUAUUGUUCAAUUUCAAUCUGGAAAACUUACUAUUUUUCCUAUAUUUAUAGAGUGUAAAAGUUUAUUGUUUAUCAUUAUUUACCCUUUUUCACUAUGUUUACAAAUUAUAGUAUAAUUUCAGAGCUUCUCCGAUCCAAAACAAUUUUUCGCGGAAAUUUGCAAUUUAAUAUCGGAAUUUCUCGUACUAUGAAAUAUCAUAUCAUAUAUUAUAUUAAAUAUGCGUAUUUUUUCCUCUAUACUAAUUAACAUAAUAUUCGCGCGAUCGCACGAAAUAAUGACGUUGUUAGUACGUGUUUAGUCACCGUAUAUGUUUUUUAUUGCAUUAUUUUGUGAUAUUAUUACUACUUUUUUAAAUUUAUUUUUUAACAUAAAACAAUUUUAAUUUUAAUUUUUUUACAUGGUAUUUGUAUUAAAUAUGAUUCGCAGUUUUAUCCUUCGUUUAUACUAUUUAUCAUUAAAUAAAUGGACAAAUAAUGGCAACAGUUAUUUUUUUAUAGCGAUUGGUUAUGAACUGUAUAAAUUGGAGUGAGAUAUAUUUGACGUAUGGUAAUUUAUUUGAAUUGUAUUGAGACAAAACGGACAAUCGGAAUCAUGAUAACUGAUUUAAAAAUAUUAAAUUAUAAAUACUUGGUCUACUGCAACAAUAUUAUGUAUUUAUUAUCAAUUGCAGGAUAGAUUUCAUUGAUUUUACCUACCUAUCUCAUUCUUGUACAAUUUUUAAAUUUAAUAAUUAAUUUAAAACCUAUACGACAUUUAUGAUUCAGCGCUCUUCAAACCAUACAAAUUUAUAUAAAAAUAAAAAUAUUGCACAACUUUAAAAAUAACUUCUUGACAGCCCUCAUAGUUAAAAGACCAAUUAUUGCGAAACUAAUACAAAAUUUGUGUUCAGCAUCUCCAAAACUGAUAGGUUUGAUGUAUCACAAAAUCACGUAAGCAAGCUAAAUUACGAUUCAGACCACUGUGUAUAUCCUCCUAACCUCCCCAAUCUAUAGCACACUGUUCCUGUUUGAAAACAAAGAUCUCGCACAUUCUUUUCGCUCGGAUCGGUGAAGUGUUUUCUGUUUAUUUUUUUUUAAAAUUCUUUAGCUCUUCUAAUGUUUACAAACUACAUGUGAUUUAAUAUUUAUCAUCUAAAAAAUGUCCAUGUUAUUAUACAAAACCUUUCCAUACCAAUACUUAUUAUGAAUAAAGAACUCGCGUGUUCAAAAAUUCACUUGGCAAAACGUCAUAAAACAAAACCUAUGGAUUAUAUUUGUACAUUAUAGUUUUAUUAACUGUGAUAAUAAUAUAAUAUUUUGAAAUGUUUUUUUUUGUUUUAUUUUGUCCGAGCAGUACGCAGACGAGAGCAAGAAAACAAUCCAAAAGUUAAACGAUCUGAGAGGACCGUACCAUUUUCAGUACUUUUACGAAAUGCGGUGCGCGUCAUUGCAAGCGUACGUUCAAAGAACGAUGAACGUCAGAUGACAAUUUGUUUGAUCCGAGGAAUCCGCUAUUGAAAUCUUCAUCGUUAUUAUUCUACACGAGGAAUGACCGCAACAUUUUUUAGUUUUUAGCAGUCGUCCGCGAGACGUAACGAAUUAUUUCCAUCCGCGGUUCUUUCAGUGUAACAGGAUAUUUUUAUCCCUUGAUAAAUUUAAAAGGGUAACUACAUACUGACAUAAAUAUACCCACAUAAAAAAUUUGCUCCCAUUAAAUGUAUACUAUUAUAUUUUUACCACCGAUAUAUUUUUACUAACGAUGAUGAAUAAAAUGCACCGAAAGAUUAAAUAUUGCCUAUGUUAUUCUUACAUCUCCGGUAAAAAUGCACUCAGAAGGUAAAUACUCGUAUAUCCUACGGUAUCUCCUUACAUACACAAUUGAUAUACACUGUGAAGGGCCAAUAUAUCCUAUCUUAUUCUUACUACCCCGAUAAAAAUUCACCGACAGCUUUUAAUUGAAUCUGCUGCCAAAAUACACCGAUUUACUGUUAUAUUGUAUACACGAUUAUAAAUUGCUUAAAAAUUAGUAUUGAGCCGGUCUAAUUUUGCAAUAAGCUCCCCCAUAAUUAGAACAAUAUGUCUUUAACCAACGAUAACUAGUUAUGUUCUUACUAGGUUCACUAUUUAUUGUGCUGUUAACUAAUUAUGUACUUCUUACGUAUUUCUAAAAAAAAAAAAACGAAAGACGUUGAUUCAUAAGUUAAUUAUUUAAUUACAAAAUAAUGGUUUGUUUUUUUUUUUAUAAUAAGAUGGAUAAUAAAGAUAAAAUAGGUUAUUGACAUACUAAAAUAACGUACCUACGCAUCGGCGUUCUGGAAUGAAGAAGAAACAUUGACACUGUUUUAUUAUUUUGAAACUUUAGCUGCUGAUUACGAAUUAAGAUACGAUCUUAGUUUGAACAUAACUACAAAAUAUGUUUAGCUAGAAAGAGACGACAGUCUAUGAAACAGUUUUUUUUAGCGUCGGAAAUAUUUUUAAGUUAGGUUAUGUUAGGCUAAGUUAGCACUGUUCAAUCCCUUAAUCUAGCCGAUAUACUGAACAGCAAAAACCAAAGGAGUACUGAACACUUUUAAUGUGGAAAGUCUCUAGAUGGCUUGUAAUGUAUCAGUGGAGGACCCACACGCAUUUGUCGAAAACCGACUAAGUUACGAUACGGCGUUUAAAAACCUAAACAUCAGUUUACCGAGUACGUUAGAAAAACGAAAGAUAUACUAAUCCCCCCCCCCCUUUCUCGGUGUAUUUUUACCCGAGACGUAUGAAUAACAUGGACGUUUUUAUUGCGUGGCUGCGAAAAAAACGUAGAAUAUAUUUACCGUGAGUAAAAAUUUACUAUAGUAAGUAUAUAUUUAUCACGGGCAAAAUAUUUUAGUUUAUAUUUAUCGUAGGGGAUAAAAUGUACUAGUAUACUACAUUGUCCCAUGUAAGCAAAUUUAUAUCAGAGAGAUAAAUGUAUCCUAGUAUCCUAGUAGAUUUCUACUGUGGAGAGUAAAAAAAUGAGGUGAAAUUGGAGUAAAAUUAUACUACCACACCGGCUCAUAUAUAUAUUUUUUUAUCAAACAGAUUUAAGUAUAUCGAUAAAUAAUAAUUAUUUCUUAACAAUUAAUAAAAUUAUAAUAUUAUAGCUCUAUAUAUACAUAGAAACUAUGCCGUCCGCAAUAUUAUUAUUAACCUGUGAAAUAGAAUAUUUUUGUAAUUUGUUCUUAUAUUGUAAAAAUGAAAAAUUAUUUUAUUACGUUUUACGGGAACGAAUCAAUUAUAAUAUUAUAUAAGUAUAAAAAAUAACCAAACUGCAGAGAUUGGUUAAAAAAAUAAUAAUUACCAAAUAUAUCAAUGUGAGUCUUUUACUGUAGGUCAAUUAUAACUAUUAUAUUUGUCUAUAUAGAUAUAAUUUUAAAUUAUUGAAUAUUUGAUUAUAUUUUAAUACAAUUUAACGAAUACAUAAGUAUUAUAUUUUCUUUAGCUUGUAUAGGCCAAUAAGGCUCGACAUUGCUCCGCACAACCUUGUCCAGUCUUCUCAAUUACCUAAAAUGUCUUCUAAUUUAUUAGGCUAUUAGGCUAUUCAUUUCAACUCCUAUAGACAUUUGAUAUUUUUCGCUUUUUCAAAAUAAUAAGUUUUUUAUCUUUAUCCCUAUUUUGUUCCAAUUCAUUCUCUUGUUCAUAUCCUAAAUUCAAUUCCUUUUUUUAGUUCCUUUAUUUAUCACCGGCAUCAUUAUUUAGCGCUGGUUAUCGGUUCUUUAGUAACAUUAUUUAUUAAAUAUUAAAUAAAUAAUUUUUUAGAACGACUUUUUUUGGCUCGUGUUUAUUUUUAUAAAAAAAAACAUAUUUAUGUUUCAAGUUUAUAAACUUCUAAUUUAAAAAAAAAAAUAACUCAGAUAAGCAGCUAGUUCUGAAACGGAUCAUUAUUCUUGAUUAAUAGUUUUUUACAUUAAAGUUGGCAAAGGUAUAUUAUAAAAAUAUUUUUUCGUAAUUCUAUUUUAUUAGUUAACGAAACCCUUCGCGUGUAGUCACUAUAAUAUGCUAAGUAUAUUUUUUUAUAUCUACCUACCUGUAUUUUAUUUUAUUUUAUUAUUAUUAUUUUUUUUUUAAAUUACAACAAAUCCUAUUUACUUUGUAAAAUAUGGUUAAUCUAUAAUUUUUUUUAUCUAUUAAAUGAAAAUGUAUAUUUUAUAUGCAAUAUUUUUCUUUAGAAUAUAGCUAAGAGGGAUAGAAGAAGAAGAAAACGACUCCGACUAUUAGUAUAUUAUUUUACCUAAACCAAUAACUUAAGUAAUUGAUUAUUAAUAAGAUAUUGAUUUCCUAAUUAUUUUUCCUACUUAUAAAUUAAAAUUCGCCAUAAUGAAUUGUUUAUAACAGAAAAUGUAAUUUUAUUAAUUGUUUAAUGUAGGUAAAUUCCUAAAGUAAUAAAUUAAUGUCACUUAUUCGUACAC